GACGACGAGGAGGGUCUCCGUCAAGAGGUAACCAACAAAAUACGGGAACUGCGGAUAUGGGCCCGACUUUCCAGCGAUGAGUACGUCCAGUACCGGAACGCGUGGCUCGAGGGGGACGAGACCUCCCGACACCGGUUCAUACAGUAUUGGCACGAAAAUCGGCAACAGAGCCGACACUUUGACAAAACACACGUCGAUUUCCAGCGAAGACUCUACUCCUCUGCCAAACAGUUCGCUAUACUUCACAUCCAAAUGGACUUAUGUUUGUCAUCCCUGACCGACGUGUUGACGCAAAUGCGGCUAUACUUUGACCGUCAGAUCAAACAACUGUUGCCUCCGUUGGGCUAUUAUAUGGCAUCCGAGCUGUUGAUUGAGAUUUUGAUGACCAUUCAGGACCUACACUCCCGGGACCCGCCGAUCAUACACCGCGAUAUCAAACCCGAUAACCUACUGGUGCACUCCGAGCCCCAUAGGGGAAAGUUCGUUAAGUUGGCCGACUUUGGCCUAUCGGUGGAGCAUAAGUCAAAAUCCCAGUCUCACUCGCUAUACGUGGGCACCGAGAGGUAUAUGGCACCGGAGGUUAAGGUGGGCGGCACUAAAAAUGCACAGAAAUGCCGAUACACCCCGAGUGUUGAUGUCUAUAGUAUCGGUGUUUUGAUCCAGGACCUAUUUAAUGUGGACUUUAAUAAUUGGAAGAAUCAAGAAUUGGACGAUAAGUACAAGAAUAUUAUGGAACUCACGUUAUCAGCAUUGAGUGGUCAGAGUUGGCAGAGACCUACCUGUGCUCAGCUGUUGACUAUCAUAUUAAUCUAG
This is a messenger RNA of Oppiella nova, 813 nucleotides long. NCBI's taxonomy places the organism in Eukaryota, Metazoa, Arthropoda, Arachnida, Sarcoptiformes, Oppiidae. The record is from the annotation of a GenBank genome assembly.